UAACCCUAAACCCCCCCCCAAUCAGCUGCUGCUCCCUACUUGUGUUGUGUCUGGAGGAUCUAUCUUUUCUUGAUUUCAUCUUUUGCUCUGCGCUCGACCAAGGAUGCGACCUCCGAGAGGCGGCGGACGUGGCGGUGGAUUUAGGGGCGGCAGAGAUGGCGGCCGCUUCGGGGGCGGUGGUGGUAGAGGCGGCCGCUUCGGUGGCCGUGGCCGUGGCGGUGGCCGCUUUGGUGGCGGUGGUCGCGACGAUUAUAACCAACCACCUGAGGAAGUAGUAGAGAUUUCGACGUUUCUUCAUGCUUGCGAGGGCGAUGCAGUGACUAAGCUCACCAAUGAGAAAAUACCUUACUUUAAUGCUCCAAUUUAUCUUCAAAACAAGACCCAGAUUGGCAAAGUUGAAGAAAUUUUUGGUCCCAUCAAUGAAUCCUACUUUUCAGUUAAAAUGAUGGAAGGCAUUGUAGCAACUUCGUAUUCGGCUGGUGAUAAGUUCUACAUCGACCCGGCUAAGCUUUUACCACUGUCAAGAUUUCUUCCCCAGCCAAAGGGACAGACACAAGGUGCUAGAGGUGGAGGCCGUGGUGGAGGCAGAGGUGGUGGGAGAGGCGGUAGCUUUCGUGGAGGCGGUAGCUUUCGUGGAAGGGGUGCUCCAAGGGGUAGGGGUGGCCCCCGAGGUGGCGGACGUGGUGGUGGUUUUAGGGGCAGAGGGAGAUUUUAGAAUGGCAUUGUGUACUUUUUCUAUGUCCUCCUUUGAGUUGUGAUUCCAGAACGCUUUGGAAGGUAAUUCACAUGUUGGUUUUGAUAUGAACUUUUUGUUAACAGAAUGAGUGGAAUUUAUUGGCACAUUUCUGUAUCCUCUUUUAUUUAUGUGCGGUAUUUAGUGGAUUCAAUCAGAUAUGGCUCUAUUAAAUUUCGAGUGUUAAACAUUUUUCAGUUUCC
Molecule: messenger RNA, 936 nt
Organism: Camellia sinensis
Lineage: Eukaryota; Viridiplantae; Streptophyta; Magnoliopsida; Ericales; Theaceae
Product: H/ACA ribonucleoprotein complex, subunit Gar1/Naf1 protein
Biological process (GO): ribosome biogenesis; snoRNA guided rRNA pseudouridine synthesis
Cellular component (GO): box H/ACA snoRNP complex
Molecular function (GO): box H/ACA snoRNA binding
Source: RefSeq, a predicted model, not a curated record